CAUCGAAGGCGGCAGCGGCGUGUAUUUACGUUCCAUUGCCGCUUGUCAAACUGAAGCGGUUUCCGUGGGUUUCAAAACAUAAACCAAAAAGGAAGCCCGUCCUGCUGUUUUCCAGAUUUGUGCCCCUUGCCACCGCAGAAUGUUUUAUCACAUAUCCUUGGAGCAUGAAAUCCUGCUGCACCCACGGUACUUCGGGCCGCAGCUAAUCGAAACGGUCAAGCAAAAGCUGUACACCGAGGUCGAGGGUACGUGUACCGGCAAGUACGGGUUUGUGAUUGCCGUCACCACCAUCGACGAUAUCGGAUCCGGCACGAUACAGCCGGGCCAGGGCUUUGUGGUGUACCCGGUCAAGUACAAGGCGAUCGUGUUCCGGCCGUUCAAGGGCGAGGUGCUGGAUGCGACCGUCAAGCAGGUGAACAAGGUGGGCAUGUUUGCGGAGAUUGGCCCACUGUCCUGCUUCAUCUCGCACCACUCGAUCCCGGCCGACAUGCAGUUCUGCCCGAACGGGGCCCCGCCGUGCUAUCGGGCGAUAAAUGGUGAGAGCGUGAUUGCGGCCGAGGACAAGAUACGGCUCAAGAUCGUCGGAACGCGUGUCGAUGCCACCGGUAUUUUUGCGAUCGGCACGUUGAUGGACGAUUAUCUCGGACUGGUGGGCAGUUAAGCGUUGGAUUUUUCGAACAACCGCGACGAAUCGAUGACGAGAUUUAUUUAAGAAGAGUGUAUGUGUGUGUGUGUGUAAUGUUAAGGUACAAAUAUAUGUAGCACAAUGACGGCACGGAA
Anopheles coluzzii is the source of this 780-nucleotide messenger RNA. RefSeq names its product DNA-directed RNA polymerase II subunit RPB7 (gene Rpb7). The record is from RefSeq and is a predicted model, not a curated record. The transcript is spliced from 3 exons. Bases 140 to 661 code for a protein of 173 amino acids. Gene Ontology annotation, cellular component: RNA polymerase II, core complex; P-body. NCBI's taxonomy places the organism in Eukaryota, Metazoa, Arthropoda, Insecta, Diptera, Culicidae. Gene Ontology annotation, biological process: DNA-templated transcription; positive regulation of nuclear-transcribed mRNA poly(A) tail shortening; positive regulation of translational initiation. Gene Ontology annotation, molecular function: translation initiation factor binding; single-stranded DNA binding; single-stranded RNA binding.